Molecule: messenger RNA, 3561 nt
Organism: Dromiciops gliroides (monito del monte)
Lineage: Eukaryota; Metazoa; Chordata; Mammalia; Microbiotheria; Microbiotheriidae
Gene: TTC39A
Product: tetratricopeptide repeat domain 39A
Molecular function (GO): protein binding
Source: RefSeq, a predicted model, not a curated record
GGCAGGAGUCCAGCCGUUCCCUGGAGCUGGACGGGACCCUGCCCGGCCCCCCAAUGAGCACACCCGGGGAUGAAGCCUCCCUGCCCACCGGACCCUCCAUGUCCAACCUGAACGUGGCCUUGGACGAAUGCAUGACCGCCCUCGACCUCUUUCUCACCAACCAGUUCUCUGAGGCACUCACCUACCUGCAGCCCAAAACCAAGGAGAGCAUGUACCACUCCCUGACCUAUGCCACCAUCUUAGAAAUGCAAGCCCUGAUGACCUUUGACCCCCAGGACAUCCUGAACGCCUGCAACAUGAUGAAGGAGCCCAGACCCGGUGCCAGAAGCCUGGAGCCUCCUCUCAAAGGGGCCUGGAAUCUCUGCUACCCCGGUUGUUGCUUUGAGAUGCCAACGGCCAGAGCUGUAGCCAGUAAUGUCGGCACCUACAUAGGCAGUGGUGAAACGUACCCACAAUUCAACAUCUCAAUCCAAAUUCAGAGACUAGGGGUGAUGGAGUGUGAAAGCUGGGCAGAAGGCAGUGCUCUUUGUGCUGCCAGCUCCAGCCUGGAAACCACCCCAGGCUCCAGGUGCCCCAGCUCCCGGGGAGGGUUGGAAGGGUCCAAGAACACCCUGCGAGAGCCCAGGAAACAGGCGUUGAGAAUAAUGGUCGUAAUAAGUGACAUUCCGCUCUUGGGAAGCCCUUUUACCAACAUCCCCUCCUUUGAGCCUCCUAACAACCCCUGCGAUGUGGCCAUGUUUACCAUCAUGCCCAUUUGGACAGAUGAGAAGACUGAGCCCAGAAAGGUUGGUACUUGCCCCAUGGUCGCCCAGCCAGGAGGGCACAGAAAGAAAUUAUCUGUAGCCGGCUCCUUCAGCAACCCUCAUGCACCGUCCCACCCUGACCAGUUCAUGAAGUCCCUGUACCUUGGGAUGACCGGGGCCAUCGAGAAGGGGCUCAUAGGAGGUGCCCAGGAUGUCAGGAUUGCCAGCAAUGGGUCCUUUGAUCCCCAGAGACCCUGCCCGGCAGCCCCGGUGGGUCUUGUGGAUUGUCGCAAGGAGCCGGGGAAGCCAAAAAUCUUAGUCUUGGAAGCAGAAGGGACCACCUCCAGGGAGCAGGCGGGAGCCGUCCUUUUUGGGGGACCGCCUCUCCCACUCUGGGGCCGCUCAGAUGGCUGGGAAGGUUCUCUGCAUGGGGAAAGGCUGCGAGGGAUCAAUGAGAGGACCGUAGGCCGGGAGACAAGAAGGCUCGGCAGGACGUGGCAGCCGGGCUGUCUAGUGGGACUGGCCUGGGGGCAGAACCCGGAGCUGAGGAGUGGGGAGAGGCUGGGCGUGGCACACCGGCCCUUGGAGGCUGGAUAUCAGGACAGACUUCCUAAAGAAAUUCAUGCUGAAGUAUGCUAUGCUGAGUGCCUCCUGCAGAGGGCUGCUCUGACCUUCCUGCAGGAUGAGAACAUGGUGAGCUUCAUCAAAGGAGGCAUCAGGGUGCGGAACAGUUACCAAACGUACAAGGAACUGGACAGCCUGGUGCAGUCCUCCAGCUACUCAAAGGGAGAAAACCACAGCCAUUUCGAAGGAGGGGUGAAGCUUGGUGUGGGUGCCUUUAACUUGACACUGUCCAUGCUCCCUGCCAGGAUUCUGCGGCUGCUGGAAUUCGUGGGGUUCUCUGGAAACAAGGACUAUGGGCUGCUGCAGCUGGAGGAAGGAGCUUCUGUGCACAGCUUCCGGGCCGUGCUCUGUACCAUGUUGCUGCUCUGUUAUCACACCUUCCUCAGCUUCGUCCUUGGAACAGGGAACGUCAACAUCGAAGAGGCCGAGAAGCUGCUCCAGCCUUACCUGAAACGUUACCCUAAAGGAGCCAUCUUCCUCUUCUUUGCUGGCCGGAUCGAAGCCAUCAAGGGCCACAUUGACGCAGCCAUCCAGCGCUUCGAGGAGUGCUGUGAGGCCCAGCAGCACUGGAAGCAGUUCCACCAUAUGUGCUACUGGGAGCUCAUGUGGUGUUUCACCUACAAGUGCCAGUGGAAGAUGGCCUACUUCUACGCCGACCUGCUCAGCAAAGAGAACUCCUGGUCCAAGGCCACCUACAUCUACAUGAAAGCCGCCUACCUCAGCAUGUUCGGAGAGGACGACUACAAGCCUUUUGGGGACGAUGAAGUGGAGCUGUUUCGAGCGGUGCCAGGCCUGAAGCUCAAGAUUGCCGGCAAGUCUCUGCCCACCGAGAAGUUUGCCAUUCGGAAGUCUCGGCGGUACCUCAACCCGAACCCCACCCCGCUGCCUGUCCCGGCUCUGGAGAUGAUGUACAUCUGGAACGGCUACGCGGUGAUCGGGAAGCAGCCGCAGCUGACGCAGGGCAUGCUGGGGAUCCUCGUCAAGGCCCAGGAGACCCUGGGGAAGACGCCAGCAAACGAGUUCUCGGUGGAUGACCUAUGCGUGGUGAAGCUGCUCCAGGGCCUAUGUCUGAAGCACCUGGGCCAGGUCACGGAGGCCGAGGAGAACUUCCGGUUUAUCCAUGCCAGUGAGAAGAAGAUUAAGUACGACCAUUACCUGAUCCCCAACGCUCUGCUGGAGAUCUCGCUGCUAUGCCUGGAGCAGGGCAGGACCGAAGAGGCUCUCAAGUGCCUGGAAAUGGCCAAACAAAACUACAAGAAUUACUCCAUGGAGUCCAGGACACACUUCCGGAUCCAAGCAGCCAUGCUCCAGGCCAGGGCAGCCCCUGAGGAUGGGGGCACCUCCGAAGUGGCUGAGGUGCUCUAGCUGUGGGUCUCGGGGCUGACCCUGGCCCGAAAGCAGGAAGACAGAAUAUUUCAGGACAGUCGGCCCCUACCUCUCACCCUUGGGUGAUGGAUGGCAAAGUAUCGUUGGAAUUGAGUUAGUUGGGCCAGGCGGUUCCCCCUCCUCUUCCUGGGCCAGAGCCUGCAGUCACCCCCAAACAGGUCAUCACUCUCCACUGUGAUGUUUAACAGAAUGUUUCACGUUUACAUUUUCCUUAGAAAUACAGUGACCACGUCAUGGGGGGUCACUCAGGCCCAGCCCACAGGCUUCUGCCUUGAAUCCAAAUUAGUCAGAAAUGUCACUCCCUUGUCAUUCGAGGCUGGAGAGGGAGACACUAUUCAGGUUUCCGGUGUCCAUGUUCUAGAGCUGAGCAUGGGUGCCUGUGGCUGGGGGAUGGAUUCCACCUCCCCCCCAGCUCCUCAAAGGGCCUGCCUGCUCCCAGGACCCUCUGUGGCCUUUCCCCUUGACAAGCCCCUGGGGAGCAGGGCCCAGCUAGAAACCUUGACCAGGGCGCCUGUUACCUCUGCAACGGCAGGAGCAGAGUGGAGGCCUGAGCACAGAGGAAGGCACCAGACCCAAGGCAGGCAGGAUGGGCAGGACUCUGGGAACCCCAUCCAUGAGCCCGCCGAGGACCCGUGUGCCAUCCCAUCCCAUCCCAUCCCUGGCACUGUUUAAAGCCAAAGCAAUUUGUGAAAGCGGCAGCAGUCUUCUUGACUUUGUUCUAAGACACCCAGUUUAUUUAAUGACAAACAGUCUGUUUCCUUGGAAAGUCAUGGUUCUCCAUGGCCUGUUCAGCACAUUUGUGAUUUUU